Messenger RNA from Rubroshorea leprosula, 1052 nucleotides. Lineage: Eukaryota; Viridiplantae; Streptophyta; Magnoliopsida; Malvales; Dipterocarpaceae. The record is from the annotation of a GenBank genome assembly.
GGCGUUCCCCUUUCUCGUUUGGUUCUGUUUCGCUUUCUGAAACUGUCAACUAACUCCAGGAAAUCAAGGCGUGGAAUUUCCAAAUUCCAAUUCCCCAUCCUUUCGUUUCUCUCAUUUUCCCUCAAUCCAAACAGCACUUAAUCCGUUCAAUGUGAGAUGGGGAGAAUCAAGCAUGAUAGAACCAGAGAGGUUGUUGCUUGCGGGUGCUCUAGAAGACCCGGUAAAUCAAAGAUUUGUCCUGCUUUCUGACAGUUGUGUUCCCCUUUACAGUUUUUGCUAUAUAUACAAGUAUCUGAUGGCUUCUCCAAGGAGUUACGUGGACAGGUAGAUGGCAGCCUUCUUGAUUCUUGAGGUGCCUAGAAUUGAUUCUUUACAAAUGGUUCCAUGAUAAAUGAAAUGAUAGUGUUCUAUCUGUUUUAAGCCCUUUCUGGUUCCUACUGGAGAAAUCACUUCAUUUUGUAGCUUUCUUAAUGUAAAGGGUAGUAGAUAAAGCUCGAAGAUGUCACCUUUCAUCCCAAAAGACAAGUGGCGAAAAGGAUCUCAGUGGAUCUCCUUGGUAAGAAGCCAUGCUGAAGUCGUUAUAAAUGAUGAGAUCAUUUUUCCAGUCUUUAAGAAAUUAUGCAAGAUGAGUGAACUUGAAGGUGCACUUGAGAGAAGAACACUGACCUAUACCUUGUGGAAUCAGGCAGCAACCAAGAUAGAGAAUAAUUGGCAUCCUGUUACAUUUAGCUAUGAAGAUGCAGACCCUAAAUGGAUCAAUGAAAUAAAGGUUAUUACUUCUCAUCCCUAAUGUUAUUUGCUUUUCAUCAAGUCCACUUCUUUUUGAUCAAUUCAUUUUUCUGUGCUCCGGAUGGUAUUUUAAUCCCUUAAAUUUGACGUUCAUUGGGGGCUUUGCUUUGUAUAUUUCAUUGCUUUCGUUGUUUUAUUGAACAGGCUAUCAACCGUGUGAACAAUGAGAGUGAAUUUAGGACUGAGUUGAUGCGGGAGCAUAGUGUUCUUUUUAAUGAUUAGUUUUAGGGUUGUUUGUUUUGCAUUAAAAUCCUCAAAUUAAA